Tribolium castaneum (red flour beetle) is the source of this 1574-nucleotide messenger RNA. Its product is annotated as LHFPL tetraspan subfamily member 6 protein. Gene Ontology annotation, cellular component: membrane. The transcript has 6 exons. Lineage: Eukaryota; Metazoa; Arthropoda; Insecta; Coleoptera; Tenebrionidae. The coding region runs from base 246 to 968 and encodes 240 amino acids. The record is from RefSeq and is a predicted model, not a curated record.
GCGCAGGGCAUUUGUGCAUCUCGCGAGAGAUCCUCUCAGCCUCACUCAGUCGCGUUUCGCUCGCUGGGGUGCCCGCCAGAGCAAGCCCGUGAUGGUAGUAAAUACGUGAAGUGACAUGUGUUGAACUCACCCUCGGCAAAAUCCACCCCAAUGCGAGAUGGAGCUUGGGUAAUGACCAGCGAUGGUCAGAUGACCAUGAACGCGUCUUUGUGAUUUAAUUAAAAGACUAUGAGUGGGAACUAACGAUGGCAACCUCUCUAACUGGAGUUGGGAUUCUGUGGGCUACGUUGUCCUUAGCGGCGGCCUUGCUGUGCUGCUCGGGAUUUUAUCUGCCCUUCUGGAUACAGGGCCGCCUGCUGGGAAAAGUGGAUGCCUACUUUAGUUCGUUCCGCAGAUGCAACUAUCCCCGAGUCAGUCCGCAGGGGGUAGUUGAGAUAGUGCAGGAAUGUGGACGGUAUUCAAAGUUCUGGGACAUUCCGAGCCCUUGGUGGCAAGCCAGCACCGUUCUUGUGGGAACCGGAAGUGCGUUGAGUUUACUCAUAGCUGUGACGGCCACAGCGGCAUGCUGUAUAACCUACGUGGUGCAUUCGGGGACGGCAAGAGUCGCCGGAUCCUUGCAACUAACAGCAGCCCUUCUUGUGAUAGUCGGCGCUGCGGUCUAUCCUGUGGGAUGGGACAAUCGCGAAGUGCGGGAGUCCUGUGGAAAUUCCAGCCACAUAUACCGACUAGGUGAAAGCCGGCUCGUUUCGGAUCUGAAUGCACAUCAUCGGGAUUGCGUCCAUCAGCAACAACGAGUGGCGUCCCGCCUGGCGAACCCGACGGCCUCCGUCGUCGUCCAGGAGUUUGUGCAGUCGGCAACUGUGAACGUGCCGUUUUCACCCAUCGUCAACGACGUGAACGACACCAGCGUCGUCGUCAGAGACCUACCCAAGUGUCUGAUGAAAUCGGACGGAAAUGUUUUCGAUUAAAAUCGGCCGUUUCUUUCAUAAUCCCGUUUAAUUAAACGCAGGGGAAAGGCAGCACUCUUUUAGUGUUUUGCAAGUCGGAAGCCACAACAAGACAGACGAUUUUAUCGGCGCUUUGAUUUAUCGCAACAAGCAAUGAAACUCUGAGGUUUUAAAUAUUUAUCCUGUUCCGCGCUGAAAUAAUAACAGUGCGCUGAAUUAAAAGACGGUUUAGUGCCGUUGUAAAAUAAAACAAUCGGCUGUCUCUCCGCGGCUGAAAAAUUCAAGCUCGGUUUAAAUUUUCACAUCGCUUUCGGAAUAAAGGUUUUCAAAAAUUGGGUGCAAUUAUGGCUUGUUUGGAGUUUUGCCUUUCCCUUGCAGUUCGUUUGAUUUGUUGAUUGUGGCGUAAAUACGUAAAUGAGAAUUCUAAAAACCAGUGAACAAACCAACGAUCAACGGCUUAAAUCGAGUGAAUUUGUUAAAAUAAGUGCAAACUGACAUCAUCAUAUCCAAAGACUGAAGUGUUAAAUUUGUUACGAUUUCAGAAAACUAGUUCAAUUCAUGUGUUAGAUUUCAAGAUUCUAUCGACUAUUAUUUGUAUCACUAUUAAGAAUAAAUUUUUAAAAUUUC